AUGAACUUUUACUUGGUCGGAGUCAUAGGCAAAAUCGAGGUCAGCGUAUGGCUUUACAGGCAUAUGUCCAGGGAUGCUAAGGAUGCAAACUUAGUGGCGGAACAGCGGCUCCUGCGUCAGGCCAAGUCACGGUGCUCCGACCUGCACAAGAAGCAGCUGGUGGAGAUUUUGAUGAAGAACGCGGACCUCCCCUUGGUCGACCCGAUGGGCCACGUCGACCCGGCAAACGAGUGGAUGUCCAAGGACGCCAGGAUCUGCAGCAUCCUUCGGGGCUUUGCAGGCAGCGGUUUCACCGUGGAGGAUCUUCAGGCCGGCUUGCAGGCCGACAGCAGUGCGUUGCUGAGCUGCCAGGCCCUGGCUCGUUGCCUGGGCCAGGAACCGGCUUGUGAAGCUACGAUGGAGGCCGAGGACGGGGGCGGCUAUGCAGACUCCGUACCGCAGAGAUACGACCUGUCGGACAAGAUGCAGCUGGCACAGUUCCUGCAAGAUGCGGACAUCCGCCUGGUGCGCGUUGAGUUCCUGCAAAAACUUUACCGUGAAGGCCGGCGCUUCCCGAGGCGCCAGGAAGCCGAGUUUGCAUACGUCGGGAGCCGCACCGCGCUGGUCACGCACGAGGAGGUGCUGGCUUGGGCCAACGACCAGCCGACUGAGAUCGGGAGGAUCGUUUCAGUUUCAGCGAUGUGGGAGGCCCGUGAGCAUCCUGACCCCUACGGCUACCAGCUGCAAAAGCUCGCAACAUCAGAGAAGCUGCGGGGGCAGGAUGCCUUGUACAUAGCCUACGUCUCACUUUUCCAGUUUAAGCGGCUGCAGCCGGCACACGAAGAGAGCUUUCGCCGUGCCAGGCGUAACCUGCAUGUGCUAUUUGCGCACGAGUGGACACGCACAUUGCGCAUCGAAUCUCUGACGCCCGAGGAGCGCGUCAGGGAAGCCUGGUGCAACCAGGAGCACGUUCAGGUUUACCACGUGCCUAGCGGGUGCGUCAGACCCGUCCUGGCGGCAGAGCUCGUGCAGAAUAGGACUCCACAUCACAGGCGCGGGUGGUGCGUCGCAGAGCUCCAAUGGUCGUCCACCCGAUACACAACUGGGCUGUCGGAAGAAGUCGACAGUGUGGAGGGCGACGUGAGCGGCGUCGCUCCGAUGGAUCCUGAGACCUUCCGAGCCACCGUUGGGCCCAACACGCUUAAAUUCACGCAUCGGAGUGACGAAGAUGUUGUCUUACAACUUCAAAAGCGUGUCUUCGAAGAGAAAGCGGCGCGCUGCAGAGCGCUCCAGCUUUCCGAUCUUAGUGCCGAUGCUUUGGCUGUAGGGCUGAGUUCUUUAGACCACUACCCGCAGUUGGAGAGCUUGGCAAUCAUGCAGAGCGACCUUGUGCCGAAUCUUCCGUUACUGCUGCAGGUGCUCGAGGAGAAGGAGCGGCUGACACGGCUGAGCCUCCGUCAGAAUGGGAUCAAGGAGGAUGGCGCCCGUAUGCUGCUGGAGGCGCUGCAGACGAACUGGGUGACUGAGAUGGACCUCUCCGGGAACGAUGUCGGUAUGGCUGAGUCCCUCAUAGUGGAGGCGCUAAAAGAGAAGCAGGUCCAUUUCUCGCUGCUUUUGGACAGCUCUGCUUCAAUGGCCGGGGAGCCUUGGCAGCUUCUGUCAGCUGGCUACGACGCUUUCAGGGUGCAGCUGUGCACCAGCGAGAAAGCCCGCUUUGUCAGAAGGGCGUCGGUUUGGCUUCUUGGUGAGUCCAUGCAGGUCCUUGUGGACCACCACAGGACCACGGACAUGCUGCCACACUUGCCGGAGUUUGCCGGCAGUGGUACGCUCCGUGUGUCUGAAGCUCUUGACGACCUCCACCAGAACCUUCCUAUCGACUCAAGAUGUCAAGAGAUUAUCAUCGUGGCGGUUGGAUGCCCCUUUGUCUUGCCAGAUUCACGUUUGAUUCAAGCCUUAUCGGCAAGAGAGAGCGUGCAACUGGUCGUCGGCGUCGCUUUGAGUGAUGCAGCAGGCGCAAGUCUGCAACGGCUGCAGGCAGCUUUGAUGGAGUCUGGAAAGCGCUGCUGGAUCCGGACCGCGCGCAGCGAGAGCGCCAUUGUCCAGGCUUUUGAAGAUGCCCUGGCAGAUGGGGAGCUCGUACGGCAAGGAAGAUGCAACGAUCUUCGAAUCAAUUGGUUGUCUGGCAGCACCACGAUACUGGACAGGCAAAAGACGGCAUCUGUGAAGCAAGCAAUGGUGACCCUGGAGACCCAGAACCUGGUUCCAAAGGGCUUGGAACUAAAGAUCCUCAAUGGCGAUGUUGUCCUCAAACAUGUGGAUGACCUGCGGACCUUGCCUCUUUCGGCUGUGCUCACUGCUGUGGCGAGGAAUCCAGUGGCAGAAAUCGCGGAUGUUAUCACCGGCAGUGCUCUUCCCGAAAACAUCAAGACGUCCGCUAGGGAACAAGGGCCUGCCUUGCACCAGCUCUUUCGAGAGCUUCCCGAUCACCUCACAGAGGCCUUCGAAGAUGACCCUGUGAAGUUUGUUCAGGGCAUUGUCCUGAAGAUCCACCAGAGUCAGCUUUCGACCUUCCUGACGGAGAUGGACACUGUGAAGAAGCUACUGGAAGGCCUAGCCCAGGAGCAGCUGCGAGCGUUGCUUGAGGACCCGGCCGAGUUCUUUGGCUCGGCACUGGAGGAGCGGCGCCAGGGCCCGGACAAGAUGGCGCAGCUGGACCUGGAGACAGAGCAGGUUCAGGAGAUGCAGAUAGAGGAAGCUCACUUGCAACCCGCAUCAGAAAUGGUGCGUGAAGCAGGCCUCGAGCUCUCCGCUGGUCUCGUGAUCGAGCUGAGAGUUGGGGACAUAGCUGAGAUGAAGAAUGGAGUCCUCAUGGCAAUGCCGAAGACCUUGCGCGAUAAAUUCUCGCCUGGAUUUCGAGUUGUAACGGAGGACCCGCCUGUUCCACUCCCGAAGGGUGUGGUGCCUCUCAGCCCCAUCUUGGAGCUCCAUCCACACGAUGAGACCUUCAAAGGUCAGCAUGUGAUGCUGGUGCUUCCGACAUGUACGGGAGCCCAAAAGGCCUGGCGCUCCGUACCUGGGGGUGAUUGGGAAGAGGUGGCGAAUGUAGAGUUCUUCGCGGGGACAGCUGUGAUUUACUUGGACCACUUCUGUCUUGCCUUUGUUGGUACCGACAAUCCAACGCCAACAAGGCUCAAGGUGCGAGGCUUCUUGGAGACCGGCGAGCAGGCUGCAAAGUUUGCCGUGGUGCAUGCAAACUGUGCCAAUUGCCAGCAGGAGCUGGCCGAGGAGUGCUGCCAAGACCCGGAGACCUUGCAGGGAUUUGAGGAGUGCACUCCGCCAAAGGAUGCUGGAAAGUACCGCCACGAGCAGGAGAUUGUUUUGUCACACCAGAGCCAGCCUUGGAUGGAGCGUGUGCUGCUGGAAUUCGAUAAAAUGCCAUUUGUCACCAGCUCCGUUUUACCCGUGCAGAACACCCAGUUUGAGAUCUCCAUUGGCAAGAGUUCCCACCUCUUUCGUCUGCCAGGUGCAUCUGCAGCACCAGCAGCUCAGCAAGUGCAGCAGCGGAAGAUCCCAGAUCCGCAAAGCGCUCAAAAGGAGGCCUUUGCCCCUGCCACUGGCUCUUCCGCAGACGCCGCUGGUGGCGCCCAACCAGCUCAGCAAGUGCAGCAGAUGCAGCCAGAUCCACAGCGCCCUCAGCAGAGCACCUCCGCCGUUGUCACCUCUGCCGGUGAUCAGGGCGCAGGCGAUGGGAGAGGCUUCGGAGCCCCUCUCAGAGGCUUGGCGCUGCCUCCAAGCCCCGAAGCCACGAGGUACCUCAUCGCUGCACCUCCUUGCAGCACGGUUCAGGUGGCAAUUGAGCCAGCUGGAAAUCCUCCGCUGUUGGAGGUCCUCGCAGAGGUAGACCUGCAGGACGUGGAGCCCGAGUGGCUUCGUUCUGCUAGCGGCUCUGUCAGCCGGAUGUCUACGAGUGGCACAGAUUUUGACGGAGAGGGCCACGGCCAGCAACUGACAUCUUGGUGGCAGCUGAGGAACUUUGGCGCCCUCACCAUCAGGGAGAAUCUUGCCAGCAUCCGGGACAGGUUCGGUCGUUUUGCGAGGCCAGUGAUCACUGUGCAGGCGGCGCAGCAAGCGCAGGCGGAAGCGUCGCAGCCAUCUGCAGCCGCGCUGCCCCAGCAAGUGCAGCGGAGACACCUCCUGGUUUCGGGUCGCUUUAACUGCCAGAAGUAUCUGGAUUACAUGACCGAGGUUACUAGGCUGCUGAAAGACAGAGGAGUCGACAUAUUCAUGGUCAAGACACGCGGACCCGGUGAUGAGUUUGGAUCACAGACUAUGCUCGGCCUUUACCGAGCGCUUGGAAUCAUUGCAUUCUGUACUGCAGAUUAUGGUGCAAAAACAGGAAUUCAGUACGAGACCUUCAGGGAGCUCGAGUAUGCCCAUCAGCACCACCUCCGCAUCAUUCCUGUCCAGCUCUGCGAGACGUUCCCACCAGAACCGGCAGAUGAAAUAGGUCGAGCCCAGAAUGACUUCGUACUGCGAAAGGUGAUUCACCGCAUCAUCGACACUCGCAUGCAGGAGAUGGAGAGAGUCGCAAACGAGAUCACGGAAGCCUGGAAUGCACUCCAAGAACAAGCCACUUAG
Messenger RNA from Symbiodinium natans, 4617 nucleotides. Lineage: Eukaryota; Dinophyceae; Suessiales; Symbiodiniaceae. The record is from the annotation of a GenBank genome assembly.